AUGGUCGAUGAGACCGCCGGCGCCGAGCUGUUAAGUUUUAUGGAUGCGUUCAAGGGGUAUCAUCAGGUGAUGAUGGCCGAGGAGGAUGAGGCGAAAACAGCGUUCAUUACCCCAGACGGUCUCUACUGUUACCGGGUGAUGCCUUUCGGCCUGUGCAAUGCGGGAGCCACCUAUCAGAGGAUGGUGAAUGCCUUGUUCGGGGAGUUGAUCGGCAAGUCCAUGGAGGCCUACAUCGACGAUAUGCUGGUAAAGAGCAGAAGCAUGUGCGAUCAUGCGUCCGAUCUACGACAAAGUUUUGAGAUCAUGAGGCGUCACCGGCUGAGGCUUAACCCGACAAAAUGUACGUUCGCCGUACAGACCGGAAAGUUCCUCGGGUUCAUGAUGACAAGGAGAGGAAUCGAGCCAAACCCCACAAAAGUAAAAGCGAUUAUGGACAUGAGGCCGCCUGCCACGGUUCGGGAAGUUCAGCAGUUGACCGGCCGAUUGGCCGCUCAAAGCCGCUUCCUCUCAAAACUUGCCGAACGAGCCCACCCUUUCUUCCAGACGCUGAAGAAGACGUCCGCCUUUGCGUGGACGGAGGAUUGCCAACGAGCCUUUGAAAGCUUGAAGGAAUAUUUGGCUUCGCCGAUUGUGCUGUCUAGGCCGGAACCCAGGGAAGAGUUACAGGUCUACCUUUCCGCGUCUGAUCGCGCAAUUAGCGCGGUGCUUUGCCGAACCGACCCGGAAGGAAUACAGCGCCCGGUCUAUUAUAUAAGCCACGUGCUCCAAGGCCCCGAGCUACGAUACUCUCGACUCGAGAAAGUUGUGUUUGCUCUAUACACAACUGCCAAGAAGCUUACACCCUACUUUCAAGGCCGGACGAUCCAAGUACUGACCGACCAGCCCAUGGGCGCCAUCCUGCGAACGACUACAUCCUCUGGUCGGCUGAUUAAGUGGGCAAUGAUGUUAACCCAGUUCGCGAUUGAAUACACGCCCAGGCCGGCCAUUAAGGGACAAGCCUUAGCGGAUUUCGUGGUGGAAUGUUCAACGAGGGAUAACACCUCGUCGACCGCCGACCCCGCUCCGGCAGAAUGGGAAAUUGCGACAGACGGAUCGAGCUGCAAGCAGGGUGCGGGGGCUGGAAUAGUUCUCACCAGCCCGGAAGGCUUCAAAGUCUAUUAUGCCCUGUCGCUCGCCUUUUCACCGACCAACAACGAGGCAGAGUACGAGGCCUUCAUAGCCAACUUGUGUCGCGCCCGUUCUCUGGGGGCUAGACACGUGAGGAUUGGGACUGACUCAGCCCUGGUGGUCGGACAGGUAACUGGUGCCUUCGAGGCAAAGGGAGAGCGUCUAGCCCGGUACCGAGAUCACGCGAUAUCAGUUAUGGGAUCGUUCGAUGUGUGCGUCGCCGAACACAUCCCGCGGGCCGAAAAUGCUGACGUUGACAUGCUAUCCCGGUUAUCACACGAAGCCCCGGAGUACAUAUCCAAGGUGGCCCGGGUGGAGGAGCUAUCGACCGCUUGCAUUGAUGUAUUGCCCGUAGCCCCGGUGGAGGCGGACGCUGAUGAAUGGAUCUCCGACCUUCGGCUGUACUUAGAGACCGGAACCCUACCGGAGAACGACCAAAAAGCCAGAAAAGUGAAACUGCACGCACCCCGUUUUCAUAUCGUCGAUAACCGCCUGUACCGACGGUCGUAUGGGGGGCCGUUGAUGAGAUGCCUCUCCCGGUUUGAAGCUAAAUUAGUGAUGACCGAGCUGCACUCCGGACUUUGCUCUGCUUAUCAGGGGGGUCGGGCCUUGGCAAGAAGAAUCAUGUUGAUCGGUUAUUAUUGGCCGUCGAUCCAGCUGGACUGUGAGGCACUAACCAAAUCAUGCGAGUCGUGCCAGCUGUACGCCCGCGUCCCGGGCAGACCGGCCACUUUCUAUCAUCCGGUCAGUUCUGCAAUACCGUUCGCUAAGUGGGGAGUGGACAUCCUGGGACCUUUCCCGCAGCUGACAGGGCGUCGUCGCUUUAUCAUUGUCGCCGUGGAUUAUUUUUCAAAGUGGAUUGAGGCCGAACCGUUGGCGACGAUCACCUCCCAGCAGUGCGCCCGUUUCUUAUGGCGGAACGUGAUCUCCCGUUUUGGGGUACCUGUACAGUUGGUGACCGACAAUGGAAAGCAGUUCGAAGGUGAAUAUUUUUAG
Molecule: messenger RNA, 2163 nt
Organism: Ipomoea triloba (trilobed morning glory)
Lineage: Eukaryota; Viridiplantae; Streptophyta; Magnoliopsida; Solanales; Convolvulaceae
Exons: 1
Coding region: 1-2163 (720 amino acids)
Biological process (GO): DNA integration
Molecular function (GO): nucleic acid binding; RNA-DNA hybrid ribonuclease activity
Source: RefSeq, a predicted model, not a curated record